AUGCAUUCGUUGACCAAACAGGUACGUUGAUAUAGAUUGGGGUAACGGUUAGGUAUGUUAAUAUCAGUUGGCUUAACUGUUAGGUAUGUUAAUAUAGAUUGGCGUUACAGUUAGAUAUGUUCGGCUUGCUGUAAGUUUUUAUAAAAGUUAGCUAUGUUAAGGGAAAGGCUUCCUGAUCCUUUAUAUUAAGUUUUUUAACUAAUUAUGUGCCCCCGCUCAAAAGAAAUUUUUUGAGGUUAAGGGGCGCAGAAUUAUUUGAACAACCUAAUACGAAGAGUCUUUAUCAUGGUACUAUGUAUGCCAACCUCUGACUAUUAGGUAAUUCAAAUAAUUCUGUGCUCCUUUCAAAGCAAAAUUUUGGGGUUAGGGGGUACAUAAUUACUUGAACGGUCUAAUAUUAUACUUUUAUCACCUCCACGCCAUUUCAAUGUUAUUGCAUCUCAUUUCCGCCUCUGGUCAUCAUAUUUUUCUCACAAACUGAUAAGAAGUAACCCUAUUAUCAGAUGAAGUUUUUAUGAAUUCCACACUGAUUAGCUUUCUGUACAUUCACCCCCCCCUCCCCCCCCUUCCUACCAUGAAACAUGAGUUUUUGUUAUUUCAAAUUGGUUAAAGAAAUGCUCAUCCUGUUGCUCUUUUAACACUCCUCCCCCCUCCUCACAAUCAAAUGUUUGUUUUGACGCUUAAUUCUCGAAAGUAAAAGGUCGAGAAACAGGGCUGAGGAUCGGGUUUGGGGGCUACAAAAGCAGUACAGAGCUUGUUUUAAAUAUUUUGGGUGCAUUUAGGUAAGCUCCAAGUAAAUUUUUAUUUAAAUUAAGGUUUUAUAAAUCUAAAAUUUGCUUUCGGACCUUAUAGUAGUCAAAAAAGGGAGGUAUUGACUUUAUUAGGGCUUUAAGAAAGUUUUGUCGUCAAUUAUCCUUGUAUCACGUAUUAAAAACCGACAAAACUUUUGUAACUUAUUAAUGAUAAUCAAAAAGUUAUUGUCAUUUUACUUUACGGUAUUUAGAAAACUUAUUUAUCCAAAAAACUUUAAUUUAAGCCCAAAAAUUAUUUAUUUAGGCCUAACACCACAAUUUUCCAAAAUUUUUUAUUUUCCAUGGUGCCCUUCCAGAAAUUUAUUUACAAAAAUACAAUUGGAACGCUCUCUCACUUAUCGUUCCGGUUAUGUGAUGGGAGUUAUAAAUAUUAUUGUCUGUUCAGGUAUAACAGUCAAGGGCCCGGAGGGGAUUGUUUGUUUUCCAGUGUUUACUCCCAUGUUCAUAACCUACAUUAUGUUUUUGCAGAUGAUUUAUUUCUCUGAUCGAGUUGAUUGUUUUUUGUUCGAAUUCCACACGGGCUGAUCAUUUUUGAAUUUUUGCUGGAUUUUUAGGGGAUUUUUUUGUUUUGGGGUAUAUUACUUUAGGGUUUUGGGGUUUCUUUUGAUUUUUAGACGAUUUUAAAGAGUUUAGGCAAUGCGGGGUUCAGAUUUUAAAGUUAGAAGCUUCUACCUCUUCUAUCUGAUCUACUUUUUAAUCUUUUACACGUUAAACCAGCAUUUUAAUACCUAAACUUAUCCAGACACCUUCAGGUACGGGUGAACGACGCCGGCCAAACUUCCGAAGCUCGGUUGCGCGACUACCUGACAUCCAGAGAGAACAGCGGCCCACAACGAGGUCGCGACCUUCUCGGACUAGCCAACCUUUUCGAUUCAGCCCGCCCGCAACGCAAAAGCUCCGCACCCGCCACAUUCAACACCAAGAUGGACGAGGCACGGAACAUGGCGUUGCUCUUCUUCAUGGACCAUCUGAUGCAGAAGAAUGGUCGUCGCACCAUCCACGACCUCAGCUGUCAGUUCGGAGCUCGUGGCUUCACACAGGAGAUGCGAGAUGCCGUGGGUACCACUCAGGAAGGACUGACCGACUUUUUGUCCUCAUUCUCGUCCUUGUUUGAAGUGGAUGGAGAUCAGGUGAUUCUGAAGGGUUUUGGAGAGAUGGAUGGGAAGAACCAUCUGAUGCAGAUGCCAGCGGCCGGAAGGCAGAGGGACUAUGAGAAGGAAGCUGUCGAGUUUUUCGAACAAAAACUACAGAAAUUUGGUCCAGAGCUUCAGGUAUUUAAUGUUUUAGCCUUAUUAUUUCAUUUUUUAAGACGUUUUUGUUAGUUUGUCAACUUUAAACGAUUUUUAUUACCUAAUUUUAUGAAUUCACAGCAUUUUUAUGCCUAAAAUUAUAACUUUAGAGCUCUUUUAUACCUAAUUUUUACGACUUUGACAAAAAAUAGUAAAGAUAAGAGCACAGAAAAUUGUUUUAGUGUCAGUUUAUUCUGAAUUGGCGGACAAUUUCAGUUUUGCACAAUAUUUAAAUAUGCAAAACCUAUUUCGAAAAAGGAAUCAAAGUAGAUUCCUACGUAACGAGAUCAUUUUGAGUCGUAUAGGAGGACAAGGAAGGUAUAAUACAAGUUUUGCAUAGUAAUAACGAUCAUAAGUUGAUCUUAACUUCACUUACUGUCAAAAAAAGAAAGAUACCAUAAGAAAAGCACUUUAUCUAUAUAAAAAUAAUCCAACAUCUGUUACAAAUUACAUUACUUUAGAUCAAAAGCUUGCUAGGCCAUCGAUCUCAAGCUGCUCCAGAAGUCCGCUUGGUUUCUGGUCGCCACUUAAAAGAUUUCUGUGAAUUUCUUAGCACCAGAACUGAGCACUUCAUCGUGGAGGGAGACCGUGUUCGUCUACGCAACAUGCCAGAGCCAUCAGAUGAAGCUGUAGAACUUGACGAUGAAGGCAAACCCUUGGUCGGAGUGAAAGCCAAACAAGCAGCGGUCGAUUUCUUGAAGGACGUGCUGGAACAGAACGAGGACCAGCCCAUUCCCUUGGACAACUUCUACAAACGCUUCUGUGAACGAUUCCCUCAUUCCGUGCGACAAGAGGUAGCCACCAACCCAAAGGAGUUGCUACAGUUCCUGAAGCUGAACCGUAACAUCUUCUUCAUCCGGUCGAAUAAAGUCAGUUUGGUGAAGGCUCGGCCAGAAGACGGGGAAUCUGAAUCUGGACGAUCGACAGCUUCUGGAGACAGUGGAGAGAAUAAUAACGUGCUGUUCCCACUGUGCAAAGACAAUCUACACAGAAUCCACAUGGUGAAGGCGCUGAAGCCGGCUACAGACACCGUGCACAACCUCAGGAACGAUCUGGAAUCUCAAGGAGAGAAGUUCCUCGGAGUCGACUUCAAGUUGGUAUACCUCGGUGGAGCUCAAAGCGAAGAGUUCCUGAGCUUGAUCGUGGUCGCUUCGACCAGUCGAAUCGCUGUCUUUGAUCUGGCCCAUUCCGACUCAAUUCUAUUAGAGAGUGGACUGAAGGAGCUACUAGAAGAUAACAAGGUCCUCAAGGUGGUUCAUGACAUUCGUCGUGUCUCCACCUUGAUGGCACAACGCUACGCGGUCAACAUGCGUAACGUUUUCGACACACAGAUUGCUCAUACUAUAAUUCAGCACGAGAAACUGAAUAAGCCGGUCAGCGAGCUACGAGCCAUUACCUUCAUCAACCUUCAACGAGUAUAUUACCCACAAUCUCUCAUGCAAAGUGAUAUCACGCCAAGAAAACUUUCACAGACUCCAUCAUGGGGUACUCGGCCAGUAUCGGAUGACAUGUUACUGCAGGCUUCUGAAGAAUGUCAUUGCAUCGUUUCAGCGUUGUAUCGUCUUCUGAAUGGGCAGAUGCCGGAUAAGUGCAAGAAGUUGUUCGAACAGAAGUGUUUGGAAGCCCUGACGCCUAGUGCUGCUAAACCACCACCAAGUAUGGGUAACGGUACUCCUAAUGGAAGUGUCAGUAGCUUCGAGUAUCCAGCCAAUCUCUACAGGUAGGUUUUACAAUGUUACACUUGAACAUUUGGUUGUUAAAAGAAAAGAUUUAGCAUAUAAUGUUUUAGUACUUUUUACAAUACUGUGCUAUAAAUUUAAGUACCUCUUUGAUAUCUAAAUAUUGUAAUAAUACCCAAAAAUCUAUUUUCAUCAUUACCUUAUUGUAGACCCCCUCAACGUCGUCAAUCCUCGACCAACUCAGCCCCAGCCAUUCCAUCUCAAAACGGCCGUCUGGUAAAACAAUAUUCGACACCUGGCAUCACAGAGAAAGCCUCGAAUGGUAACAACACAUUGUCGCCGACUACACCUAUGGCCUUCCAUUGUACUGCUCCAUGUUGUAUUGGUCGCCCCAAGAUGGUCGACAGUACCACACAGACGUUUUCGACCGGAGAAAUCACCGUUCUUCAGGUUUACUAUGAAAACUGA
Molecule: messenger RNA, 4248 nt
Organism: Bursaphelenchus okinawaensis
Lineage: Eukaryota; Metazoa; Nematoda; Chromadorea; Rhabditida; Aphelenchoididae
Source: the annotation of a GenBank genome assembly